CAACUCUCGUGGGGCUGACACGCCACUGAGCCCUUCGACGAAGGCUGCAUCAUGUGCCCAGGAGCUCGGGAAGUACAUCAGCUUCAAUGACAUCGUCCGCACCCGACUCUUGACGAGUCUCACGCGAAUGAAAGAACUCGAUCGGGGUUUGGGCGCCUCAGGGAGAUUCUCCGUACUUGUGCGGUUUAUUUCCCUUUGACGUGCGGGGCAGACCGCUGACGCACAGCCAGGCCAUUUGCUGGAACGAAGAUCAUAUGAUGGUUAUCCGGUGAACUGACACUGGACGUGAGCGACGGCAUGUGCUGACGGUAGCCUCCUUUCUUGGCUCUGAUUUGCGCGAGUCUUCAACGCCACGCGUCGCACUCGGUCAGGGGCCAGCAGUCUUGUAGGCGUUGAAACAUUCCCGAUAUUUGUACCUGUC
Messenger RNA from Mycena citricolor, 421 nucleotides. Lineage: Eukaryota; Fungi; Basidiomycota; Agaricomycetes; Agaricales; Mycenaceae. The record is from the annotation of a GenBank genome assembly.